Messenger RNA from Pundamilia nyererei, 1401 nucleotides. RefSeq names its product hydroxysteroid (17-beta) dehydrogenase 1 (gene hsd17b1). NCBI's taxonomy places the organism in Eukaryota, Metazoa, Chordata, Actinopteri, Cichliformes, Cichlidae. Bases 8 to 964 code for a protein of 318 amino acids. The transcript has 6 exons. Gene Ontology annotation, molecular function: estradiol 17-beta-dehydrogenase [NAD(P)+] activity. Gene Ontology annotation, cellular component: cytoplasm; cytosol. The record is from RefSeq and is a predicted model, not a curated record. Gene Ontology annotation, biological process: estrogen biosynthetic process.
UUUUAACAUGCCUCCAUUUUAUUCCGUGGCUCAUUUUGCAGUAUCCUCCUCGCUUUGCUCCAUCGGCUCUUUUAAUAUAGGUGAGUUAGGCUCCAUGGAUAAAAAGGUGGUGCUUAUCACAGGCUGCUCCUCGGGGAUCGGUCUCAGCUUGGCUGUCCGGCUUGCCUCAGACCCAGACAAAACAUUCAAAGUGUAUGCAACAAUGAGAAACUUGUCUAAAAAGGAGCGUCUUUUGGAGAGCGUGAAAGGCCUGCACAGGGAUACUUUGGACAUACUCCAAAUGGAUGUGACUGAUCGGCAGUCCAUCCUGGAUGCAAGAGAUAGGAUUGUGGAAAAACGCAUAAACAUUCUGGUGUGUAAUGCUGGUGUGGGUUUGAUGGGGCCACUGGAGGUGCAGUCUUUGAACUCAAUGAGGCACAUCCUGGAGGUUAACCUCCUAGGUACCAUCCAGACCAUCCAGGCAUUCCUGCCACAGAUGAAGGCUCAGAGCCAGGGACGCAUUCUGGUCACUGGCAGCACCGGAGGCCUUCAUGGGCUCCCAUUUAACGAGGUCUACUGUGCCAGUAAAUUUGCAAUAGAGGGAGCAUGUGAGAGUCUGGCUAUUCUCCUGAAACACUUCAACAUUCAUGUGAGUCUCAUUGAGUGUGGUCCAGUCAACACUGACUUCUUGGUCAACCUGCAGAAGACGGAGCUUGGGGAUACGUCUCUCCAACAGGUUGACACCCAGACACAAAGGCUGUAUGAAAAAUACCUGCAGCAUUGUAGAUCUGUUUUCCAAAAUGCUGCACAAGACACUGAGGAUAUUGUGAAGGUAUUUCUAGAUGCCAUCCAGUCACCCAGCCCUGCCUUCAGAUACUUCACCAGCACUACUGGGCCACCUGUAACCCAACUGAAGGUCACAGAACCAGAUGACUCAUACAUCAGUGCUAUGAGCAAAAUCAUUUUCUCACCUGAGGAGCAAUAAUUUUGUAACGACUGCAUCACUUCGUGUGUAAAUGUUGUUCUUGUUUUACUUUAUGUACACGGGUUAAUGUUUUGCUCAAAUACCCUUGACUCCUGAAACACAGUCUAGAGUAGAGUUCACAGGAUUCACUCCAUGUUCUAUUUUUGUGUAAGGUCUAAACAUAGUACUCCUUAUCAUAAGACAAAAAUGUAAAAAUAGACUCUGUUCUAGUUGGUGGAGACAUUUUUGAUAAGCAUUAUUCCUGAUGCUUGAGCGAUAGAGCAGUUUCUGCAUUCCUCUAGUUCCACCCACACUAGCUUGCAUAUUUUUUUUACUUUGAGCUAUCGUGCUACAAAUCACUGCAUUCAUUAUAAAAGUCAAAACACUGCGUGCAAAAUUUUCGUAGACGAUUUUUGAUUUGCUGUUUUAAGCACAAAUGGUCAUAUAGGGGACUUCUG